GGGGAAGGGUGCAGAAUUGGACUUUAUUGGGUUUCGACAUUUACGAGCUCAUCUCAACAUUGGUUUAGGAAAUGGCAACAGAGUGAGAAAAACCGAUGAAAAAAGACAAGACAACGAUGCAACCAACGCUACUUCCUCGUUCACUGUUGUUACCUUCACACUCCUACUUGGAAAUUACAAAACCUCUUCCUUCUUUUUCCUAGGUCUUCUCUUUCUACUUUACUUUUUCUUACUAUUCCCACCCCCUUUUCAACAACGAUAUUUUAUUCCUUCCCAUCAUCAUUUUUUCAACAACUCAAACAGAUCAAUACACAACUAGUACACGUACACACACCCAAUUCAUUUCUGUCACAGAGUAUUUGUCUAAUCGUCUUUCAUGUUCAGAAAAACCCAAUAAUUCAACUCAGCAAACUCCUUUCACACACAGUUUGAACUACAAUUUCCACUUUUCAGGGUUUGUUUCUUGUUUCUUCAGCUGAAUUUUAUCUUUUUAUUCUUUAAAAAAUUAUUGGUAUGCACUGAAUUUGCCAAUUCUAUACACAAAUUUUGAAAAAUCGUGUUUUUCUUUAAUUCUUUUUACCUGAGCUGUGUGAUUCAAACAUGCUUUUGUAUCUGCCUGAUGAUGUCUUUGCAAUCAUUUCUCGUUCAUUUUCACCAAGAGAUAUAUGCAAUCUAAGUGUUUGUUGUAAGAGCUUGAACACACUUGUGGCUUCUGAAAAAAUCUGGCUCACUCAAUGUGAAGUUUUGGGCAUAGUUCCUCAUAAGGAUCUUGUUGAGUGGAGAAAGGGCGUGUGUUCUUACAAAGCACUUUGUCGUUUUCUGUUCAAAGUUCAACCUUUGAUUGGAAUAUGGGUUCAUCAGAAUCCUGAGCUGGGAAACGUGGUGUAUGUGAUGCCUGGUUUUGUUUCUGUUGUUGGUUGUAGGAUAAUUCCUCAGGAGCUUGGUCCAUUAGGUAUGCAAGAUGGUCCAAUUCUAUGGUCUUCUGUUUUUGAAGUUAUUGGUGAUUUUGAUGGUUCACCUAUGUUUUUCCUUCAUGGAAAGGAGAAGGGAAUUGAUUAUAUUUAUCCUGGUUCAGCUAAGGCUAUUGAUAAAUCUUGCAAUAUAUUGUUGCUCGAGGUUGAGCCAGGGCAACAUAAGAAUGUCAGUUCUUUGUUGCAGAGUAAAAGUUUCGUGCAUACGUCGGGUUUGGAGUUGUCUAGGAAGGUUUGUAGGUCGAACAGCGAUAUUAGUAGGUCACAAAGGUUGAUGGGAGAUAAUGAGGGAACUGUUGUUACCUUUGGUAAGUUAGCUUUUUCUGAUAGAAGAAAGUUGCUUGAGGUUACAACCAGCCAAGUUCGACAAAAGGUUCCGGAUACGAUGAUAGAACCAUUGUUUCCUAGGUUGAGGGAUGACGAGGAGAAUUUUCAGAAAGAUUUGGUGAUCUUGAGGGAAAGAAGAUCACUCCUUAGUCAAAUGUACAAGCUUGGUAGUAGUGAGAUUGAAUAUAAGGCAAACUAUCAGGAGGUGGUUCCAACACAAUUAGAAAUGGAUGAUGAUCCUUCUAGGGCCGUGCCUGACGAGGAUGGUGGCAGUGGCACACAAUGCAUCAAGAGAAAAGGAAUUCGCGGUUAUUUCUGGAAUAGCCUUAAACAUAUUCUAGGAAGAUCAAAUUCGAUUAAUGACAGUCAUCCAGCAUCCAAGAAGCUUACUACAAGUAGUGAGAUUAGGCAUGUUCGACUUCAAGAAUUUCUUAGAUCGAGUAACACAAUAAGGCUAACCUUAAACGCCUCAAAUGUGAAACUAUCGUCUUAUAGAGCAUGGCCAAAUAUGCAUGAUAGUAGGUUUGCACUUUACAAGUUGCCUUUGCGAGUUCCGGGUGCUGAUCAAGAAUAUGCUGGUUUAUGGGGAGGUGCUUUCGGCUGGCCUCCGGGAAAGCCUUCUGAAGACAAGCCUGGAAAGGCUUUGUUCUUUCUUCUCCUCUCUUAUGAGGAGUUUGAGGGACAGCAACUUCUCAUUGCAACCAAAAUAUUGGAAGGCACACACUAUGUCUUGCAUCCUAAUGGUUCAGCAAUGUUUAUUGCGAAUAUGAACGAUCCAUCGUCCGAACCUUUUCCUUGGGACACCGAUGCAGACUCAUUGCCAGUGAAUAUCAAACAUGUUUUCUCGGGAGAGGGUAUUGCAAGCGGUUAUGGGUUCAGAUACCCUGGAUCAAAGCCGGGUUCGCUCUUUGUCUUUCAUAACGGUGUAAUUGCAUUCAUUUGGAAGGAGACAAGGGCUGUUUUGACAUUGCAAAGACUUAACUUGCAAGAUCUUUUGAAGAAGGGUGAAAGGAUACCUUCUCUGCCUCCCAUUGCUAAUUUUUCAUAUCUUACAAAGUCCUACUCGAAUGUGUUUGCCGGCUUUCCUACCUCUUCCAAUAGUUUGUCUUCCCCAAGGAAAGGACGACACUAGUAUAUUAAUGGGUUGCAGACGCGAUGGUUUUUGUCCGCACAUGUUUACAAUGGUCUGAUAGAGGCUUUAAUUGCAUUGCUUCUAGCUGUCCUAGAAAACACAUCCUGCUGUUGUGUCUUCUAGUUGCUGCUUAUUGAGACCAGAGAUAGAAGAAAUAUCUGUCACCUAAUGUCAUGAAUUAUCAUAUCACACUCUCUGUUGUAGUAUAUAUGGGAUGAAGUAUACAUCAAAGAUCCCCAAUAAAGUUCUUCUCUACAUUAUGUAUAAAUUGACAUGGUUAUUGCCAUUGUUUGCCAGACAGGUUACAUUUCCUGAAAGUAAUAAGCAUGUGCAUGGUUACACAUACUAUGACCAUGUAAACAAAAUGGGUCCGUCAUGUAAAAAUCAUCACACAGAAAAGGAUUAAGUUAUUUAUAAGGCCAUUUAGAUUGAUUUAUUUGAGUGUAUUUAUGUUUUUUAA
Messenger RNA from Cicer arietinum (chickpea), 2890 nucleotides. RefSeq names its product F-box protein At5g39450. Gene Ontology annotation, molecular function: protein binding. NCBI's taxonomy places the organism in Eukaryota, Viridiplantae, Streptophyta, Magnoliopsida, Fabales, Fabaceae. The record is from RefSeq and is a predicted model, not a curated record.